Gryllus bimaculatus (two-spotted cricket) is the source of this 318-nucleotide messenger RNA. The record is from the annotation of a GenBank genome assembly. NCBI's taxonomy places the organism in Eukaryota, Metazoa, Arthropoda, Insecta, Orthoptera, Gryllidae.
AUGGAUAACAGUAAAGACUACGUUGGAAUCCAGAUUUAUAAUGGGUCCUACUUUUAUUACUUAAACAAGCAGUUUGAUCUGUUGGAAACUGUUUUCUUUAUUUUGCGAAAGAAAUUUAACCAAGUAACGUACUUGCACUUGUUUCAUCACAUAUCCGUGAGCUCUGGAUCGUGGUAUGGCACCAAAUACUAUCCAGGAGGAAAUCCGGUAGUAUCUGGUUUACUAAAUUCUGCAGUCCACAUCCUCAUGCACACGUACUACACUAUGUCUCUUUUAAAAAUCAAGAAAUUUAUGCGACUGAAGAAGUAUAUUACGCAG